Rattus norvegicus (Norway rat) is the source of this 4990-nucleotide messenger RNA. NCBI's taxonomy places the organism in Eukaryota, Metazoa, Chordata, Mammalia, Rodentia, Muridae. The record is from RefSeq and is a predicted model, not a curated record.
GGAGCCUGCAGUAUGUGUUAUCUAAGAGAUGUUUCUGCAAAGGGAGGCAUCAGAAAUAAAUAGGAAGGCUUGAACCUUUUCCUUCUCACCACUGUCUAUUAUGGAAUAACCAACUUGCCCAUAAAAUCAGAGAGUCUGAACCCUGGUGUCUUGUCAAGAACUGGAGUCUGAAGCGUCACUGAGCCUGGUCUGAGGGAGGCAAUGUUUGCUCAGGAUGAAGACUGGGGAUGGUCGUGGAAUCUGGGUGGCUCCAUUGAGAUCCCUUUUUCCUUCUGCUUCUGCUGGGAGUUGGCCAAGUAUCCACAGAUGAGCAUAGCCUGGAGAUGGAAAGACUACCAUGGAAAAUUCAUCUACAACUCCACUCUACCUUUCAUUCAUGAGCACUUCGAGGACAGGCUCAUUCUGAACUAGACAAAGAGUUAGAUAUCUGGACUCCUCAGAAUCCUUAACUUGAGGGAGAAUGACCAGGCCACACACUUCUGUAACAUCUGCCUGAGCACCACAGAAGAUAGGAAGAGAUGGCAGUCGAUUCCUGGGGCCCAACUCUCCAUCGUCCAUGCACUCAGCACCACCAUGAGGAUCCCCUACAUCAUCUCUUCUGCAGUCUUCACAACUGGUCUGGAGGACACAGGAGGUCAGAUGAAUCAUUCACUGCCGAAUCUGGUAGCCAUAGAUGGGAUGAUCAUGGCAAAAUGUUGUGGCCACCUUCCCCAUCUACGGGUGGAUGAUCUUUCUGUUGUGGAAGCAAAGGACUGCAUCUAUGAAGCCUGUUGUCCUUCCUGACCACCUGGAAAUUAGAGGAACAAAUGCAGAUGAACACAGAGCCUGCUCCUAAGGAAUUCAAGGAGGCAUGCAGAAGUCUCAGGGGCUGACUGCACAUCUGGAAUGAGCUGUGGCUCCUAAGGAAUAUCUGAGAGUAGACCAGCAUUUGCAGACAACAUGGGCAGCAGAGGAAAGACUAAACCCCAGACAGGUGAGUCAUCCCAAGGGGCAGCUGAGGAUCCGUUGGGAAGUUUAUCCUGAAAGGCAUGCAAGCGAGAAGGAAAGAUGAUUCAGCCAGAAAUGCAAGGGACAUGGGUAGAAAGACCUGAGUUUGAUACUGAGCUUAUACAUUAUAACCCAGGGAAGUGCCUUAAAUUUGUAAUUGCAGCUCUGGACAAGCAAGAGACAGGCAGAGUCAUGGUUUUGCUAUCCAUGUAUUCUAGCCUAAUUGAUUAGUUCCAGGGCUAAUGAAAGAUCCCUUUUAAGAAAGGGGAAAUUUCUCAAGGUGAUAAAGUAGUCAUACUCUAUAUUAAUUUGAAGUGAAGUAUUUUGAAUUAUGUAUUAAUUGAAAAACAAUAGUGUGUGUCAUUGGGAAAUGUAAUCAGCUGCCUAGCACAGUGACCUGGGUGUGAUUCCAGGGAACCCAAAUUGUACACAGAGAACACUGACUUUGGACAAUUGUCCUCUGCUUCUCAGGUUUGCUCACAUGCUCCUGGUGAGAUAUUGUCUAUAUGUCCCCAGCUAACAGACCUCCAGGUGCCAGUUUCUCUCACCAGGGAAGAGAGUGCAUCAAAGUAGUAAUUGGUGAACCCAUAUCAGCAUCCUACACCUUCAAAUUCAUGUUCUUGUGAAUCAGAACAUGCAUGGCUGCAGGACUGUUCUGAAAAACAUUCUUGAGCAGGGAUAGCAAGAUAACCCCACUUCUGCCAUAUGGGUUCGAUGACCUGUCCUCAGAACCCAAGUCAUCCUGUCUGUCUUUGGUCCUGAGAGCCCAACUGUGCUGUUCUCUCUUUGCUCAUGGAGCUAAUGAUACUUUUUAGUAAAAGAGGGAUCAGAAAUUCAGGCAACUCAGGGAGCUAUUUCAGAGCAAGGCUGAGGUGUAGAUGUGUCCAAACCCUGAAAAUCUUAUCCUGACACCAGCUGAGUUAGGACAGGUCUGCAAAUUCAGGAGCAAGAAGCAAGGCUUGGGCCUUGGAACCAGAUACCACUUGGAACCAGAUACUACACCCCACAAGGUGUAGACCCUUGUGGUAGUCAUGGAAAAAGAUGGCUGAAUUACAGGUCUAUCUUUCUCUUGGGCUAAAAGGACAGGUCGAGCAAGCACACUGAAUUUCUCUUCAUGCAAAUGAAGCUUUCAAGAACCUAUCACACAGAAAGUUUCAUAUAACCCUUGUUACCCCCAUUUCUGAGUUUGCUGCUCGGGCCUUGGAACCAGAUUUGAUCUCUAGUGUCCAUGUAAAGAGACCAGCAAAACCUUUAAUUUUAACAAAAGUGACAGAGGCAGGCAGAGCUCUGUGAGUGGACAGUUAGCCUGGUCUAUGUGUCUAGUUCCACACCAAACAGAGCUGAGUGAGCUCUAAUCCUAGGACUGAGGAAGUACAGACAGGCUUGUCUGUCCAGCUCACUGGCCAGUCAAUCUAGUGUCCAUGGGAAACUUGAAGUCAGUGAGAGAGAGCCUGAUCCAAGAAAUGAGGAGUAUGAGACCUUAGGCUCUCCUCUAGCCUCAACAUGCCUAAACCAAUGCAUGCACACAAAGACAGAUACACAGAGACACACGGACAUAGACACACAUACAGGGAUGCACACAGAGAGACAUAAACUCAGAUACACAGACACACCUAUAGAAAGACUUAUACAUAGACACACACAAGAUACACACAAACACAUACACAUACACACACACACACACACAUACACACACACUGGUACAUACACCCAAAGAGACAUACAGACACAGAUUCUUACACAGACACACACACACUCACAUGCACACACAUGCACACACAGAUACACAUCUGAUGUAACAGAUCCACAUGUUCACACACACAGGAUACACCAGAAUGUGUAAAAGAACUAUGAAACAGCCAUAUGUGUAAAGCUCAGUUAAGAGCAGAAUACAAUCCUUUGCUUCAUGCACAUCACACCCCUUCUGCUCACAUUUCUGGUCAAAGAGGAACCUGCCUGGAGCCCUCAGAAUACAGGAAGUGAUGAGCAAUCUGGAAUAGACUACUUCCAGUUUCUGCCUGCACCCUGCGCUGACCCUUAACCACUGCUAUCUGUACCCGAAUACCCCUGGGAGAGAGCUGGUUUCUCAGUAGGGCUGACAUUCAGAAUUACAGGAGAGUUAGGCCACUGUCAGAGAGAGAAAGACCAGCUCAAACCAGAGAGGAGAACCAGCUAUGACAAGGGCUAGGAUAUGUCUCUUAACCAGGAGUGGGGGCUGGGCAAAGACCCCUGUCAUGUUGUCAGUAACCACAAGGGUGGAUAUUUUGCAACAUCAGAAGAGCAGAAGGCAGAUCAGUAAAGGAAGUUGCUGGCCACAAGGAGGUGGAGAUGGUCCUGCUCAACUCAGUCUUCCACUUGAGAAUGUCUGAGUGUGUGUUUUUAUUUACCCUGAUUCUCUCUGGACUGCUGAGUGCCCCAGUGUCCCUAGACAGGGCAACCUCGACUUCCUGACGGCCCUGCUGGUCUCACUUCCUGGAAGGAAUCUGGCUAUGGCUCGGCUUCUCCUUCUUUUGUUGUCGGCAUCAUAUCUGCACACUGGGAACUCAGCAGGAUAUCAAAAAAAGAAAGACUUUGGUGUCGACCAACCAGAUGUCCUCUCUGGAGUCCAAGGUGGCUCCAUCGAGAUCCCCUUUUCCUUCUACUUCCCCUGGAAGUUGGCCAAGGAUCCUCAGAUGAGCAUAGCCUGGAGAUGGAAGCACUUCCAUGGGGAAUUCAUCUAUAACUCCACCCGGCCUUUCCUUCAUGAGCAUUUUAAGGGCCGGCUCAUCAUGAUUUGGACACAGGGUCAGACAUCUGGUGUCCUCAGAAUCCUGAACUUGAAGGACAAUGAUCAGACCACAUACUUCUGUCGAGUUAUUCUGCAAACAACAGAAGGCAUGAAUUCGUUGCAGUCAAUCUCUGGCACCAAUCUCAUCAUUCAUGCUCUCAAUACUACCAUGGGGAGCCCCUCUAUCAUCCCCUCUGCAGUCCCCACAGCUGGCCUGGAGGACAAAAGGGACCAGAGGAAUCCUUCACUGCUGAACCUGGGAGCCAUGGUUGGGAUGGUCUUGGCCAAAGUUGUGGUCAUCAUCCCCCUGUAUGGAUGGAUGAUCUUCCUGUGGUGGAAGCAAAGGCCAGCAGCAUAAAGACUAAACUCUAGUAAGGUGAGUGCCUGUCAUCUCAAGGGACAGACGAGGAGCUGCUGGGAAGUUCAUUAUGAGAAGCAUGGAAGGGAGCCCGAGCGAUAAUUCUGUCAGAAACACAUGGCACAGGGGUAGGAGGACCUGAGUUUGAUGGAUCAGGAGCUUGCACCCAGGGAUGUGGCAUGAAUUUGCAAUCCCAGCCCUGGUCGAGCAAGAGACAGGCAGAGACAGAUUGGCUGAACACCAAGUAUAGGACACUUGGUGAGUUCCAGGCCUGUGAAAGAUUGUGUCUUUAAAAAUUAGGGGGAUUGCUCAAGGUGAUAAAUCAUGCACAUAACAUUUUCUAAAUUGAUUUUUCCUGAAAUAUUUUAAAUUACACAUGAAGGAAGAAAAAUAGUACAUGCCAGUGAGCUAGCUCAGUGGGAAACGGAGUCUGCUGCCUAGCCCAGUGACCUGGGAAUGAUUUCUGCGGACCCAAAUGGUACACAGAGAACACUGACUCUGGACAUCUGUCAUCUGUCUCUCCUGUUGCCCACCAGAUGCUGGUAACAAAUAAUUUUGUAUUCCUCAACUAACAGGCUCCUCAGUGCUAGGAUCUCUCAUCAGGGAGGUGAAUUUACAUCAAAGUAGUUGUUGGUGAUUACACACCCUGCAUCCCACAGCCUUCCAUGUCUUCUCGCUGGGAGUCAGUCAUCAUGGCUGCAGGAUUCUCCUGUGAAAAUCAUUCUUGGAUAACUCCCACUUCUGCCAUGGGGACUCAGACAUGCUCUCCUUGGAACCAUGGACCUCCUGUGUGUCUCUGGGCCUGAGACCCUGACUGUGCUGUUCUCUCUCUGUUCAUGGAGUUAUUGACACUGUUAAUAAAUAUCUUACUCCCACAA